This is a messenger RNA of Oldenlandia corymbosa var. corymbosa, 2610 nucleotides long. The record is from the annotation of a GenBank genome assembly. Lineage: Eukaryota; Viridiplantae; Streptophyta; Magnoliopsida; Gentianales; Rubiaceae.
AUGAACUACCAGAAGCGACUAAUCGCCGCCGCGAAGUAUGUCUACGACGGCGACCAACGCGCCGCCGGAGAUGAACCUCUUUUCAGUUCCGCUGAAUUAGGCAUCAGUGCCACACUUAAACCACACCAAGCUGAAGGACUUUCAUGGCUCAUUAAACGUUACCUCCUCGGCGUCAACGUCGUCCUCGGCGAUGAGAUGGGCCUGGGGAAAACUUUGCAAGCCAUAUCUUUCUUAAGUUACUUGAAAUUUCAUCGGGGUUCGCCUGGACCAUUUUUGGUGCUAUGCCCUCUGAGUGUGACUGAUAAUUGGGCAUCUGAAGUAGCUAAUUAUGCUCCCAACCUAAGAAUACUUUCAUAUGUUGGAGACAAGGAACACAGAUACAAUCUCCGCAAGAAAAUGGCUGAGCAGGUGCCAUCAUUACCCUUUGAUAUUCUACUGACAACGUAUGACAUAGCAAUACUUGAUCAGGAGUUUCUAUCUCAGUUUCCAUGGCAUUACACAAUCAUUGAUGAAGCUCAGAGAUUAAAAAACCCUUCGAGUGUCUUGUAUAAAAUUCUCAGAGACCGUUUUAUAAUGCCAAGGAAAUUGUUGAUGACUGGCACACCAAUCCAGAACAACUUAACCGAACUUUGGGCUUUGAUGCAUUUCUGUGUGCCUUUAGUGUUUGGAACAUUGGAGCAGUUCCUUUCAGCAUUCAAGGAAGCUGGAGAUCCUUUAUGUAAAAUUUCAGAAAAAGCCCGAGUUCAGUUCAUUUGCUUGAAAUAUGUAUUGGGGGCUUUCAUGCUUCGGAGAACCAAAGCUAAGCUUGUUGAAUCUGGAACUCUAGUGCUGCCACCUCUUACUGAGAUUACUGUGAUGGCACCCAUGGUCUCUCUGCAGAGGAAGGUUUAUGCGUCCAUAUUAAGGAAGGAACUUCCUAAGCUGAUAGCAUUUGCUGCUGGAGCUUCAAAUACUCCUUCUUUGCGUAAUAUUGUAAUUCAGCUACGCAAGGCAUGUAGUCAUCCCUACCUUUUUCCUGGAAUUGAGCCUGAACCAUACCAAGAGGGUGAACACUUGGUGCAGGCAAGUGGGAAGCUAAUCAUUUUAGAUCAGUUACUGAAGAAUCUGUAUAAUUCAGGGCAUCGUGUUCUUAUAUUCUCUCAGAUGACCAAGACACUAGACAUAUUACAGGAUUUCUUGGAAUGGAGAAAAUAUUCUUACGAGCGCCUUGAUGGUUCAGUCCGCGCAGAGGAGCGGUUUGCUGCGAUAAGAAGUUUUAGCCAAAUGAAUGUUGGGGAAAGCUCUACUUCUCUACCAGAUCGAAGCAAUCCAUUUGUCUUCAUGAUUUCUACCAGAGCUGGGGGUGUUGGGUUGAAUCUGGUGGCUGCUGAUACUGUUAUUUUCUAUGAACAAGAUUGGAACCCGCAGGUGGACAAGCAAGCACUUCAACGAGCGCAUAGAAUUGGUCAACAGAACCAUGUUUUGGCAAUAAACUUAGUAACUGCACAAUCAGUAGAGGAGGUGAUUAUGCGUCGGGCAGAACGUAAAUUGCAGCUCAGUAAUAAUGUCAUAGGAGAGGAUCCUAGGUAUCAGGAAGGGAAAGAGAUGGCAGGCCCUGAAGAUGGUGACUUACGAUCUAUCAUACUUGGCUUGCAUCAGUUUGACCUUCUAGAGAUGAAUGAAGCCGGGGACAUCAAUGCGGCUGAAUUGACUGCAAUUGCUGAAAAGGUUAUUGCCUUUCGCCACAAGCCGCAAUUGCAAAAUGAUGAUCGAAAGUUUGAGGUCAAUUCAAUGGAUCUGUUGAGUGGGGCAGAUGUUAUAACACGGGGAAGUGUGGAGUCCAUUACAUAUGAUCCUGGCUUGGAUGAAGCCACAUAUCGUUCUUGGGUGGAAAAGUUCAAGGAAGUACUGCCAGUUAAGGAGGAUACUAUGACGGAGGUGAGAAAUAGGAGGGGCUCACCGGAAGCUAAGCACCUGAAAGCUGAGGCUGCUAGAAAGAAGGCAGAGGAGAAGAAAUUGUCCAAAUGGGAAGCUCUUGGGUAUCAUUCGUUAUCUAUUGAAGAUCCUGAUACCUCUGGUGAUAGUGAUAUUUUAUCAGAUUCUGGUUCUGUGCAUUUUGUUUAUGGGGAUUGUACACAUCCUUCAUCAGUUUCACCAUCGGAACCUACAGUAAUUUUCAGCUGUGUAGAUACCUCUGGAAAAUGGGGUCGAGGUGGUUUGUUCGACGCGCUGGCCAAAGUUUCUGCAUCUAUUCCUGCUGCAUAUGAGAGAGCUUCGGAAUGUGGCGAUCUCCAUUUGGGUGAUUUGCAUGCCAUUGAAAUCAGAGAAGACAAUGGUCAGGGAAGUGAAGAUAAUGCUGUUCAUCAGUGGGUAGCUUUAGCAGUUGUCCAAUCAUAUAACCCAAGGCGUAAGGUUCCUCGAAGCAGUAUCUCUAUGCCUGAUUUGGACCGUUGCCUGGCUAAAGCAACAUAUUUUGCUUCUCAAAAUUCUGCUUCACUCCAUAUGCCGAGGAUUGGCUAUCAGGAUGGAUCAGAUCGCUCAGAGUGGUAUAGUGUGGAACGUCUUCUAAGGAAAUAUGCUGCUCUAUUUGGCACCCAGAUAUUUGUAUACUAUUAUCGACGUUCUCGUUGA